Messenger RNA from Klebsormidium nitens, 3608 nucleotides. Lineage: Eukaryota; Viridiplantae; Streptophyta; Klebsormidiophyceae; Klebsormidiales; Klebsormidiaceae. The record is from the annotation of a GenBank genome assembly.
CCUGGAAGGACCCUGCAUGGCUGCGACCCUUGUCAAGUGAAGGAGAACAUGGCUACGAAACAAGGAAAGCUAGUCGAUUAUGCCAGCCUUGGUUUGGGGUGAAUCUUUGAUGGCGGCGUCGUUGUGUGCUGUGUCGCGGCGUUGCCGGCUUGCUGAGGCAUGGAUAUGCUAGCAUGGGAUUCAAUAUGCUGCUCACGGCAGCUCUGCUAUUGCUCUACCUCAGUGCUGCCUGCGAGGCGCAGGGGCAAGGGAUCGAUGAGAGGCCCGCUCUUGUCGGGCGCGCAAAAACCGCAGCUGGAUGGAAAGAGGAGCUGGUCCUUGUCCGACAGGACGAGUGGAUGCAGGAGGGGGGGGGCGUGUUAGGAGAGGGGCGCAGCAGGCAUGAAGCAGGGAGGGCUGCCGACUUGGGGGUUGGCUUCCGGGAGGCUUCUGAAUCUGGACAGGAAUUGGAGCAAAGGGCCAGGGCGAAACAGGGCAGGCCUGUGAGUUGGAGGGAGAAGGAGAUUGGGUUGGUCGAGAAAAGGAACUAUGACGAGCAGUCUCUCGUGGUAGGGGAUGCUUUGAGCUCUCGGCCCGAUGUGCAUUUCUUGGUGGAGGGGUCCUUGCAGGGGGUCCCAGGGGGGGAGUUUGAAGGGCCCGAGGGCAAUGGUGGAGUCUUAUCCAGCAUGCAGUUGGAAAGUGGGGAAAGAUUUGGUCACCCUGUACUAGGUAGGAACCACACCUCCAAGGCGUUUUCAAGAAGCAGGGGGGAGGCACUUGCCGCUGUGGCUGGCAAGUUUCAGGAUGGAACUCAAGAGAGGGAGGCUUCAAAGUCAAAUGCGCGCCAACCUUCAGUCACGACAGCAGGGUUGGAUGACAGCAGGGUUUUGCAGCCACGACGUCACGUUCUGAAUGCCGAGCAGAGCACGGGUUGGGGCGCCUCCGAUGACUCGGUAGCGUCCACGCUUUGGCAUUUACUCCCUCUCACGCAGGGCCGCUCGCAGUGGGAGCGAGGGCCAGCUUUCUCCUGGUCAAACCCCUCAAAGCCGGCCCUGCGUCUCGCCCGUCGAAUCCAUCAACGUCUACAAAGGGCACGCGUUUUAGCAGAGGAGAAUGCAGCUGGCGUUCCUGCCGAGAACACUCUCCAUCGGAGGUAUUCAAAGCUGGAAGGCUUCGCCCCCGGCCCAGCUCCACUGCCGGCACUCGGCACUUCCAGUCCUGCCUCAAACCCAGGGUUUGCUCCAAACCCGGCACCAGCGUCUGCCCCAAUCCCAGGGCCUGCAGCGGGGCCUGCGUUGGCUCCCGCCCCUGCAUCCCUUCCGCCCGCACCUAGUUGUCCUAAUAUCACUAUCCCAGGGUUGACUCCAAGCCCUGACAGGAAGACGGCUUAUAGCGAUGCACUUGCCCUGGCGGCCAUCAAGCUGGUUGCUUCCAAUUUGACGGCGACCAAAAAUUGGAGGGGGGACGAUCCAUGCAACAAUGAUUGGCCCAGAGUUUUGUGUGAACAGCAGGCAGAUGGCCUGCUCUACGUCGUUCAACUGGAUCUCAGUUACAUGUUCCUGGGGGGUGCGAUCGCCCCUGGAAUAUGCCAACUUUCAAAGCUACGCUACUUGUCUCUGGCUGGCAACAACAUCAGUGGAAACCUCCCUGCAUCGCUGGGGGCUAUGCCUCGCCUCCAAGUUUUGCAUCUGUAUGACAACAACCUGACAGGGCCGCUGCCUCCAGAGUUGGGGUGGCUGUCUCAGCUGGAAGAGCUACGGGCUGAGACAAACAGGCUGAAUGGGACGGUGCCUGCUUCGUUGGGGGCGCUUCAAAACCUCGUGCUCCUGUCCCUUUCUCAGAAUCAGCUGUCCGGCCAGAUUCCCCCUUCACUGGGCCGCUCUCAGAAUCUGAUGAUCAUGAGGAUCAACAACAACGGGCUGAUCGGGUCGCUUCCAGCUUCGUUGACUGAUCUCAUCAACCUUCAAGAGUUGGACCUCUCCUUCAACAAUCUGACUGGCCCAAUCUGGCCGUACCUUUUGGGGAAACUGUCUCGAGUCCAGACCCUGAGGCUAAACAACAACAAUCUCACGGGGCCUCUCGACAGCACCGUUGGGGACAUGCGAGCCCUACAGACUUUGGAGCUGAGCAACAACAAGCUUCAGGGGACGCUGCCAACCCGCUUGAGCGAGCUUCACAACCUGCAGUACGUGUCGAUCAGGAACAAUCAACUAACCGGAUCUAUCCCGAAGGAGCUUGGCUACAACAGCAACAUCAACUACCUCAUGCUCAGCAACAACACGCUGAACGGCUACCUGCCAGACGCACUUGGCAACAUUCUGAAUCUUCAGGAGUUGUGGCUUGACGGCAACCAGUUCUCGGGGCCCCUACCUAGUGGGCUGGGCAACCUUGCGCAGCUAAAGAAGAUGCACCUCGAGAACAACUUCUUCACGGGUGCGUUGCCAGACAACUUCAACGGGCUAAGCUACCUCCAAGAACUGUGGCUGGACAACAACGCGCUGUCCGACCCCCUCAACCCGUUGCUAGCCCAGUGCUCGUCCCUCUCCGUGCUGUCCAUGAACAACAACAGUCUGACUGGGAGCCUGCCAGACGAGUACGGGGAUAUCAGCACCCUGACCUACGUUUCGCUCGCCAACAACUCGCUCAUGGGCCCAAUCCCGCUCACGUUUGGCAACCCGACGGGCCUACGUGUGAUUGCUCUGCAGAACAACCAGCUGAACGGGACCAUCCCCCCGACGCUGGGAAAGCUGACGUACCUGCAACAGCUGUGGCUUCAGAACAACAGCCUGGAGGGGGCCAUUCCGGCGCAACUGGGCAACCUGAAGAACGUCGAUCUCAGGCUCGACGGCAACCUCAACAUUUGCGCGUGCGUGGACGCUUUGACGCUGCAUUUCCGGUUCGGGACCAAGCUGCCGUUUGACAGCGCACGGAAAGAGCUGCUGUCGCUGAGCCUCGCGAACGGGCUGGGGAUCCAGCGCCAGCAAGUGAACCUCGUGGGGAAUGUUACGUACAACGGGACGAACGCUUAUAUGACCGUGAACGUACUACCGCUGGGAAACAUGUCGCUCACCGAGGGGCAGAUUCGGGCGAUGGUGCGGGGCCUCAAGUCGCGGUCGGUGGCGCUCCCAGAGUCGAUGCAGGACGUGACGAAGUACGAGGUCGUGGGGGUGGAAGUGCCACCAGACAUAUCUCUGACCGACCCAAAACCCAGCUCGGCCGUCAUAGCGGGCGCCGCGGUCGGCGCAGUCGCCGCGCUCGUUCUCGUCCUCUGUACCGUCUCCUUCUUCCUCCACAACCGGCUGAAACACGCCCGGGAAAAGCGCGCGAGCCUGGAAGAGGGGGGCUCUUUCGACGGCUCGAUCGAGUCGGACGACCAAGAAACGCAGCGACGCCGGUUCAGCACGUUCUUGCUAAAGUGCCUUGCGAAGGCGCCAUGCAAGAACCGGGGGGAACGAUGCAAACGGGGGGGUCGGAGUGGGCGCGCGAGAUGGAUUAUUGGGAGCUUCGGAGGGCGACGAGCAAUUUCGGGCGCUCGCGGCUGAUCGGCGAGGGGGGGUUCGGGAGAGUGUACCGGGCGAGGAUGGACGACGGGUCCGUUUUGGCGGUGAAACGGCUGAACGAAAAGUCGU